Syzygium oleosum is the source of this 1796-nucleotide messenger RNA. Its product is annotated as heparanase-like protein 3. Bases 115 to 1761 code for a protein of 548 amino acids. Gene Ontology annotation, cellular component: membrane; plant-type cell wall. The transcript has 9 exons. Gene Ontology annotation, molecular function: beta-glucuronidase activity. Lineage: Eukaryota; Viridiplantae; Streptophyta; Magnoliopsida; Myrtales; Myrtaceae. The record is from RefSeq and is a predicted model, not a curated record.
UUCAUUUCUCUCUCCCUCUCUCUUUGCGACCCCUUCAUCUCUUCAGUGACCAAAGAAGAGAAGAGACAUAGAUUGAUGCAAUAAGCAUUGGGAGUGAUCACAUUAAAGUGUUAAAUGUCCUGUGGAAUAGGGUCUCUGCUUGUUCUUGCGGGUCUGUGUUUCUUGAUCUUCUGGAUUCAUCACAACUCUGUGGCCUCACAGACCACAGGCCUCUCAGGGAUUGUGGUUGUUGGGAGUGUGUUCAUUAAUGGGUCAACUUCCAUUGCUGGCAUUGAUGAUGACUUCAUUUGUGCCACCUUGGAUUAUGGCCCUCCUGAUGUUUGCUACCAUGGCACUUGCUGGGGCAAUGCCACUCUCUUCACUCUGGACCUCAGCAAUCCAAUUUUGUUGAAUGCAAUCAAAGCAUUUUCGCCGUUAAAAAUCAGAAUGGGAGGCACCUUACAAGAUAAAUUGAUAUACCAUGUACAAGGAGAUGAGGGACCCUGCAAACACCAGUCGAUCAAUAAUUCGGACUUUCUCGGUUUCUCUCAAGGAUGCCUGCCCAUGUCUAGGUGGGACGAGCUUAAUGCAUUUUUCAAGCGUGCGGGGGCUAUUGUCACUUUUGGUUUGAAUGCCUUAUAUGGAAGGACUGUGCAAUCAGAUGGAUCUGUCCAAGGACCUUGGAAUUCAAGCAAUGCUGAGAUCCUUUUGCGAUACACCGUGAAUAAAGGCUAUAACAUCCUUGGAUGGGAGCUUGGAAAUGAACUUAGUGGGGAAGGAAUUGGAGCAAGAGUCUCGGCACAACAAUAUGCAUCCGACAUUGAGACCCUCCAGAACCUAUUGGAUGAUAUCUAUGGAGGUUUUGAAGUUAAGCCGCUAAUCUUAGCACCAGGUGGAUUCUUUGAUGCCAACUGGUUCAAGGAUUUUGUGGAUCACACAACACAAACGCUCCAAGUGGUCACCCACCACGUUUACAGCCUCGGCGCAGGAGCCGAUGAUAACCUCAUUAGUAGGAUUCUGGAUCCGUCCUAUCUCAAUGGCAUUGCUCAGACUUUCAGCAGUCUUGAAAGCAUCCUCAAGAACUCUGGAACCUCAGCAGUUGCAUGGGUUGGAGAAGCAGGUGGGGCUUAUAAUAGUGGUCAUCACCUUGUCACUGAUGCAUUUGUGUCUAGUUUUUGGUAUUUGGACCAACUUGCAAUGGCAGCGACUUACAAUACCAAAACAUACUGCAGACAGACAUUGAUUGGCGGGGGCUAUGGUUUACUCAACUCCAGCACAUUUCAACCAAACCCAGACUACUACAGUGCUCUUCUUUGGCACCGCUUGAUGGGAAACAAUGUCCUAUUCACCAACUUUACCGGCACAAACAAACUCCGUGCUUACUCUCAUUGUUCAAAGAAUUCAACUGGCGUCACAUUGUUGUUGAUCAAUCUUGACGGAAACACCCCAGCACAAGUGCAUGUUUCCACUGAAGACAUUGCAGGAAACGGGACAUUAAUUUUGCAACCACAAAUCCGUUCCAGUAAAAAUAAAUUUUCCAGCAUUUCAAAGGGGUCGAUAUUCGAUGAAAACAUUAGAGAAGAGUACCACUUGACAGCUAAAGACAGAGACUUGCAAAGCCAAGUCACCCUUCUCAAUGGGAAAAUUCUUAGGGUUGAUUCUUCUGGGAACAUUCCUGCCCUAAAUCCUAUAAAAGUGAGCAUGUCAGAUCCCAUUCUGGUGGCUUCAUUCUCUGUUGUAUUUGCUCGGUUUCCUAGCAUGAAUGUCACAGCUUGCAGAUAGUUCAAGACACACACACACACACACACACACACACA